AUGCUGUGGCAGAAGCGUUCAUAUCUGAUGCAUCUACCGGAAGCGCUACCUCUGGUGUUGGCUUCUGUUCCCGAUUGGGGCUUCUAUUUUCUUUCGAAUGUUUACCAGAUUAUUGAGGGUUGGGUUCCCCUGUCACCAGUUCAGGCCAUGCAACUCCUGCUACCGCAAUAUCCUGAUGCGCGAAUAAGGCAGAAAGCCAUUGAAUGGAUUAUGUGUGCAUCGUCAGACUUCUUAUUUAACGCUUUGCCGCAACUUGUAGAGGCUCUGAGGUUUGAAAUAUUCGAGUCAUCUUCACUGGCAGUAGCUCUUCUGACGCUGUUAACACCAGAUGAGCAGGAAAUGCUGUGGCAGAAGCGUUCAUAUCUGAUGCAUCUACCGGAAGCGCUACCUCUGGUGUUGGCUUCUGUUCCCGAUUGGGGCUUCUAUUUUCUUUCGAAUGUUUACCAGAUUAUUGAGGGUUGGGUUCCGCUAUCACCAGUUCAGGCCAUGCAGCUCCUGCUACCGCAAUAUCCUGAUGCGCGAAUAAGGCAGAAAGCCAUUGAAUGGAUUAUGUGUGCAUCGUCAGACUUCUUAUUUAACGCUUUGCCGCAACUUGUAGAGGCUCUGAGGUUUGAAAUAUUCGAGUCAUCUUCACUGGCAGUAGCUCUUCUGACGCUGUCAUACAAGGAUCGGCGAUUUGCUUUUGAGAUAUACUGGCAGUUACAACAGAGGAUAGAUCAUUGUGUCGAUUUUGCCUAUGCUCAGCGUUGUUCGCUAUUGCAGAAGGAGUUGCUAGAGCGACACGAGGCUGACCAUCUGAGGGAUGAAAUUGCUCGGCAGCAUAAGUUAUUGAACGAACUCGAUUGCAUUCAAAUGGAUCUGCGUAGAGAGGAGUCAGAUCAAACUCGGCUAGCGCUCCUACGCUCGCGCCUCGGAACCUUGGAUGGUGCAUUGCUCCAUCAUAAUGUUCGCCUACCCUGCCUUCCAUCAUUCAAAUGCAGUGGUGUAGUGGUUAAAGACUGCAACAUUUUCAAUUCUAAUGCGAAACCUCUAAAAAUUGUAUUCCGUGGUCUUAACUCCACUUACUCUAUUAUUCACAAGAGUGGUGACGAUAUGAGGCAGGAUGCCAUUAGAAUGGCCGAGCUGGUGUUAGACUGCGCGACAUUGUGUGAAAUUCAAAAGGAAUUUGGAGUGACGGGCGUCUUCAAGGAAGAUAUCCUCAUGAACUGGCUGAUGAAACACAAUACCACAGAGUUCAUGUACAAGCAAGCUUUGGAUAACUUCACUCGAUCAUGUGCUGGAUGGUGUGUUGCGACGUACGUGCUAGGAAUAGGUGAUCGUCAUAACGAUAAUAUACUAGUAACCACUGCUGGUCAUGUGUUUCACAUCGAUUUCGGAAAGUAUAUGGGCGAUUGGCAGACGGCUGAGAUCGCGUUCCGUUCGUUUUUACGGAUGAGAUGUACCAUGUCAUCAACGGUGGAAAUCAACAGAAGGAAAGUUAUCAAACGUUCAUCGAUUAUUAUGGCUUGCUCAGAUAUAGCUGGUAUGAAUGUGGAAUCUCUUAAUUUUGUCGAGAAGAAUCUCAUGUUGGAAUUAAGUGAAACAGAUGCUGUAAUACAAUUUACUCAGUUGAUUAAUCAUUCGUUGAAAUCAGCUUUUCCUCGAAUUAACUUCUUCUUUCACACAUUAGCCCAAGUGAUGUCUUCAACAACAGGGAACUCAGCAAAGAAUAACGACAACAUUAGUUUUGUGCCACAGCUUUACACACAGGCGACCGAUGGAAGAAUCUCAGGAGUACGAGUGAUUACCUUCGAAAAGCGUUUUAUGCCCAACAAAGUUUAUCUUUACAAAGUUGAAGUGAGCCGUGAAUCUGAAACGGUGUCGUCCUAUGUGUAUCGAUCAUUCAACGAAUUUAAUGAACUGUACAUAAAACUUCGUAGAAGAUUUCCUACUGUGGCGUUCCCGCCGUUAAGUUCGGGCACAAAGAUGCGGUCGAAUGUGCGUGAAGUGGCGCAGAGGCGAAUGGUUGAUAUCGAGUCGUUUCUACGUUACUUAUUCACUCUGAGCUCCGAAAUUUGUCAUUGUGAUCUGGUGUACACAUUCUUCCACCUUAUUCUUCGCGACAGUAAUAUUCAUUCGUAUAUAGGUACUGAGGAAUCGGCGAACGAUUCGCAUCGUAGCCAAUGCGAAGUAUAUCUGAAGAUCCAAUUCAAUGGCAACAAGCAACAUUCGCAGCUUAGCAUUUUCGUUGGCCACGUAAAACAUCUGGCAUUGUUAACAACUGGCCAAGCUCCAGAUGCAUACGUGAAAUCGUACAUUCGUCCCGAUCCACAGAAUUUAUCGAAGAGGAAAACGCAGGUUGUCAAAGCUAGUCAGAACCCGACGUUCAACAGAGAGAUGUAUUACGACAUCGUUGGUGGAGAGAACGUGUUGUCUACGCGGGUUCUAGAAGUGUCAGUAUGGAACUCUGGAGGGCUGAUGGAUAACAACAAGUUGUAUUUACUGUAUAUUCCACUCCAAAAGUUGAGGAAUCGUCCUGAAGACAGGAAAGGAAAUCGCGUCCUCGAAGGGUGGUUUGCAUUCGAUAAAAAUAUUUGA
Messenger RNA from Cooperia oncophora, 2577 nucleotides. NCBI's taxonomy places the organism in Eukaryota, Metazoa, Nematoda, Chromadorea, Rhabditida, Trichostrongylidae. The record is from the annotation of a GenBank genome assembly.